Molecule: messenger RNA, 948 nt
Organism: Neurospora tetraspora
Lineage: Eukaryota; Fungi; Ascomycota; Sordariomycetes; Sordariales; Sordariaceae
Product: signal recognition particle 9 kDa protein-domain-containing protein
Exons: 2
Coding region: 345-947 (200 amino acids)
Biological process (GO): SRP-dependent cotranslational protein targeting to membrane
Cellular component (GO): signal recognition particle, endoplasmic reticulum targeting
Source: RefSeq, a predicted model, not a curated record
ACCGAAACCGUGGCACCAAAACUUCCCGGGGGAGCGUCAAGGUGAACGCACAUCAAUCCUUACCUCCAACAUCACGUCGCCUUAACGCCGUCGCAAUUUCUCCCAACUCACCACCUCGCUGUGCGCCCCGUUCAAAAGCCGCCAGCCGAACACAUUCUGUAUAACGAUCAAAGCGAAGAACGAACGAUUGAACAUUGAACAUCGGAAGCGCCGCAAGAAGAGCACGAAGCGAAACCUACCUCGACUGAACAACCCAGCCGCGCAGCGCAGCACGCGACCACCACCACCAUCUCGUCGUCGUUUUGUUGCAUAAAGCAAGCACAAAGCAGGCAGCGAAAGCAAAGAUGCCAUACUACGAAAAGUCAGAGGACUGGCUUCACCAGUCGGCUUUGCUGUUGCAGGCUAGGCCUCAGACUACCCGAGUAACAACCUCCUACGCCCUCCGCCCCGCCCUCCGCCCUUCCAAAACCGAGAAGCUCGCGGCAAAGGAAGCUCGUCGCCAGCGCGAAACCUCCAGCAAGACCACCACCUCCAAAACCAAAACCCCUGCUGCUCCCGCCCCAGCAGAACCCGCUGCUGCCACAGAUGUCACCGCGGCGACGAAAAAACCAUCGAGAGGCCAUCUAGUCCUCAAGACCUUCGACCCCCACUCGGGCGUGUGUCUGAAAUACAAGACUUCCAAGGCCGCGGAGGUGGGUCGGCUGAUUCAGAUGCUGGGACAAUUGGGGAGGAGGAUGGCUGCGCUGCCUGUUGAUGAGGCUAAGGAGUCGGCAGACGUUGUGAUGGCUGAUGCGGCUGCGGCUGCGGCGGAGGAGGGUGCUGCUGCUGUGAGUGGGACUGCUACGCCUGUUAUUGGUGGUCAAGCGACGCCUGCUGCGGCGGCGGGAGGUGCGGCGGGUGGACAGGGAGGUGGACAGGGAAAGAAGAAGAAGAAGGGGAAGAGGUGAA